This is a messenger RNA of Morus notabilis, 2189 nucleotides long. Its product is annotated as importin subunit alpha-1. Gene Ontology annotation, molecular function: protein binding; nuclear import signal receptor activity. Bases 102 to 1694 code for a protein of 530 amino acids. Gene Ontology annotation, cellular component: cytoplasm; nucleus. Gene Ontology annotation, biological process: NLS-bearing protein import into nucleus. The record is from RefSeq and is a predicted model, not a curated record. The transcript has 11 exons. NCBI's taxonomy places the organism in Eukaryota, Viridiplantae, Streptophyta, Magnoliopsida, Rosales, Moraceae.
CAAAACCCUCCUUUCUCUCUCUCUCCCUCUCUCUCUCUGCCCAAAAACCCUCGCUUUCUCUCUCUAGGGUUUCGAAUUCAGCUCUUCAGGUUUCGGAAAGGAUGUCGUUGAGGCCGAGCGCGAGGACCGAGGUCCGCCGGAACCGGUACAAGGUCGCCGUCGACGCCGAGGAGGGCCGGCGCCGUCGCGAGGACAACAUGGUGGAGAUCAGGAAGAGCCGCAGAGAGGAGAGCCUCCAGAAGAAGCGCCGCGAGGGACUUCAGCCCCAGCAAUUGCCCGCUUCUGUCCCCACCUCCGCCUUGGAGAAGAAGCUAGAGCAUCUACCGUCCAUGGUAGCGGGUGUUUGGUCUGAUGAUAGUGCUCUGCAGCUGGAGGCAACCACUCAGUUUAGGAAGCUGCUUUCAAUUGAAAGAAGUCCUCCGAUUGAGGAGGUCAUACAAUCUGGAGUCGUCCCUCGAUUUGUUGAGUUUCUGAUGAGAGAGGAUUUCCCUCAGCUUCAGUUUGAGGCAGCUUGGGCUCUCACAAACAUUGCUUCUGGGACUUCUGAGAACACAAAGGUGGUAAUUGACCAUGGAGCUGUGCCCAUAUUUGUUAAACUUCUUGGCUCUCCGAGUGAUGACGUCCGUGAGCAGGCUGUUUGGGCCUUAGGAAAUGUUGCUGGUGAUUCUCCCAGAUGUCGUGAUCUUGUGCUCACUAGUGGGGCCUUGGUUCCCUUGCUGGCACAAUUAAAUGAGCAUGCCAAACUCUCUAUGCUAAGAAAUGCAACAUGGACACUUUCAAACUUCUGCAGGGGCAAGCCACAACCUUCUUUUGAACAGGUUAAGCCGGCACUUCCAGCUCUUGCACGCCUUAUUCAUUCAAAUGAUGAAGAAGUUUUGACAGAUGCAUGUUGGGCACUUUCUUACCUUUCUGAUGGAACAAAUGAUAAAAUUCAAGCAGUUAUUGAAUCAGGAGUAUGCCCUCGGCUUGUUGAGCUUUUACUCCAUCCAUCUCCUUCAGUACUAAUUCCUGCUCUUCGUACUGUUGGAAAUAUUGUCACUGGAGAUGAUUUGCAAACGCAGGUCAUCAUUCAGCAUCAAGCUUUACCUUGUUUGCUGAAUUUAUUGAAUACCAAUCAUAAGAAGAGCAUCAAGAAAGAAGCAUGCUGGACGAUAUCGAAUAUCACAGCGGGAAACAAGGACCAGAUUCAGGCUGUCAUUGAGGCUAAUAUAAUUGGCCCCCUUGUUAAUCUGCUUCAAAAUGCUGAGUUUGAUAUUAAAAAGGAGGCUGCUUGGGCAAUCUCCAAUGCUACAUCUGGUGGUUCUCAUGAGCAAAUCAAGUUUUUAGUGAGUCAAGGGUGCAUCAAGCCUUUGUGUGAUCUUCUUAUCUGCCCCGACCCUAGGAUUGUUACUGUGUGUUUGGAAGGUCUUGAGAACAUCUUGAAGGUUGGAGAAGCUGAGAAGAAUUUGGGUAAUACUGGGGGCGUCAAUCAAUAUGCUCAGCUGAUUGAUGAUGCUGAGGGGUUGGAGAAAAUUGAGAACCUACAAAGUCAUGACAACACUGAGAUAUACGAGAAGGCAGUAAAGAUUCUCGAGACAUACUGGCUAGAGGAAGAGGAUGAUACAAUGCCACCAGGUGAUGCUUCUCAAUCUGGAUUCAACUUUGGAGGAGACCAAGUUCCUUCCGUGCCUUCCGGUGGAUUCAACUUCAGUUAAAGGGUGGAAGUGAAGUGCUCGGGUUUUAACGAUAGUCGGAUUGAGAAAGCAUGAGGACUUAUUCGAUUUGUUAUUUCACAAGCAUCUGCCAAAGGAAAAAAAAAAACCCCGGGGUUCUAUUUUUGGUGAGUGGUUGUCCCCAUUAGUUGGGCUUAUCACGUACAGCGGAUGUCAAGAGUCUCUUCAUUUGUUUUUUCUUUUUUCGUUUUCCCUUUGUUUUAGUUUUUCAUAGAAGUGUUGUAGCUAAAAGUGUUGCUUAUGGGUUUGAUACCAAGUCAUUUUGGCGACUUCCAAGAGUCUUCAUAUUUUGCUUUUCUAGUUUGAGGAUUCAAUUCCUGUCCGUUGUAUGUUGUGUGGUGAUAAACUUUUAAUUUUUGGGGGGAGCUUCAAGAGUUGUUGUUUAAGAUUUCAGUCGUCCGGGGGGAUAUGUCCACUGUCCCGAUGCUAGAAGUUGUUUAAAAAAUUCUUGUUAUCAAGAGAAAGGUUUAUUAUCUA